Molecule: messenger RNA, 342 nt
Organism: Colletotrichum karsti
Lineage: Eukaryota; Fungi; Ascomycota; Sordariomycetes; Glomerellales; Glomerellaceae
Product: ubiquitin-like modifier 1
Exons: 3
Coding region: 1-342 (113 amino acids)
Biological process (GO): tRNA thio-modification; protein urmylation
Cellular component (GO): nucleus; cytoplasm
Molecular function (GO): protein tag activity
Source: RefSeq, a predicted model, not a curated record
AUGGCGACGACCAGCGCUGCAGAUGCGGGGGAGAAGGUUAACCUUGUCGUCGAGUUCUCCGGCGGCCUCGAGAUGCUCUUCUCUGACCAGCGGCGCCACGCCCUCUCGAUCCCGGCGGUGAACAAGGACGGCAAGCCCGCAAACAUUGCCUUUCUGAUCGACUAUCUAUGCGAGAACACCAUGAAGGAUUCCAGGAAGGAGCUUUUCGUCCUCGAUGGUCAUCUUCGACCGGGCAUCCUGGCCCUCAUCAAUGACGCAGAUUGGGAGCUCGAGGGAGAGGAGGCGUAUGAAGUCCAGAGCGGUGACAAUAUCCUGUUCGUCUCGACACUUCACGGAGGUUAA